Spodoptera frugiperda (fall armyworm) is the source of this 5674-nucleotide messenger RNA. RefSeq names its product frequenin-1. Bases 508 to 1071 code for a protein of 187 amino acids. The record is from RefSeq and is a predicted model, not a curated record. The transcript has 9 exons. Lineage: Eukaryota; Metazoa; Arthropoda; Insecta; Lepidoptera; Noctuidae. Gene Ontology annotation, molecular function: calcium sensitive guanylate cyclase activator activity; calcium ion binding.
GGCGACGCCGAUUCCAAGUAGAGCCGCCCUGGAGUGCGGACCUGUCGUGGGUCGCGCGCCUCACACAAACUCGCACCCUCGCCGCAUUCGCACUCACCCCGAGCGAGCGCGUGCCGCGUAGUACGGCCGGCCGAUACCUCCCGCGCUACCGACCUCCUCCGACUUCGCAAUCUUUGUUCUCAACACUUUCCAAGUCUAGAUCCUAAACUUUGAUACUCAGUUGUUGGCUUCAAACUUCCCAGCGAAGGCGAUAUCGUUCCGAAUACUUGAGAAUCGUGAAACUUUGAAAUAUAAAUAGUGUAUAAUCCGGUUACCGGUAGACAGAGAGUGUGAUGAAGUACCAAAAUGCUCUGUUUUCCUGGAGGAUAAAUACAAAACAGUUUCACUAAAAGGUGGAGUGAAUCGGGCGCAGGUUGAAUAAUAUGUAAUACGUCACGCCGAGUGACGAACACCGACUUUACCUAGUGCGUGUGUGUUAAUUGGUGCAGUAGAGUCGUCGCAGCGAAGAUGGGCAAGAAGAACUCGAAACUAAAACAAGAUACGAUCGACCGGCUGACGAGUGCAACUUACUUUACGGAGAAGGAAAUCCGGCUGUGGCACAAAGGAUUCCUGAAGGACUGUCCAAAUGGACUCCUGACUGAACAGGGGUUCAUUAAGAUCUAUAAGCAGUUCUUCCCGCAAGGUGACCCCAGUAAGUUUGCAUCGCUCGUCUUUCGAGUGUUCGAUGAAAACAACGAUGGCUCCAUCGAGUUUGAGGAGUUCAUUAGAGCACUAUCGGUGACGUCACGGGGAAAUCUCGACGAAAAGCUACACUGGGCCUUCCGACUCUACGAUGUUGAUAACGACGGGUACAUAACACGUGACGAGAUGUAUAACAUAGUGGACGCGAUCUAUCAGAUGGUGGGCCAAACACCACAACCAGAGGACGACAACACUCCUCAGAAGCGCGUCGACAAGAUCUUCGACCAGAUGGACAAGAACCAUGACGAUCGCUUGACUUUGGAGGAGUUCCGUGAGGGCAGUAAGGCCGACCCUCGCAUUGUCCAGGCUCUCUCACUUGGAGGCGAUUAAUCGACGGUCAUCCUCUCGCCGGACUUCACAUUUACUUAAAGAGCUAAUAUCAUUCCGCCGCUUGUGUCUGUGUAAUAAUUUGUGUACUACAUGUCUCUAUGUAUAUAUAUAAUACCCAUGUGUAUCGUAAAAGAUUAUUUAAAUGUCUUAUGUAACCCGUUCUUUGUGUUAGGCAUAAUCUCUAUGUAAUUUCAAUAUGUACCUAUUUACGGUGUUAGUUUCGUGGACUUAUUUUUCGUGUACGGUGAUCUAAUAAGAUCAAUUUAUAUAUCUAAAAGGUGUAUUCAUUUUUUAACGUAGGUAUAAUUAUGUGCUAUAUUUUAAUGAAUGUAUUAUAACAUAUUAAUCUGAUGUAACAUAGGCGACGGAUGCAUAUUAAUUGAUUGUUGUUUUUUAGAAAUAUUUGCCAAUAUGAACACCAGGCCAGGAGCGAGGCUUUAUUUAUUAAUCGUUCGGUACUACUACGUACCUAUUAUAAAUCAAAACCAAUCAUUACUUUUUCUGUGCGAUACAAAAGUCAACGUUUUUAGAAUUAACGAAACAUACCUCGUUGGUUUCACUCAAAAUUUGGUAUAAUUUACAAAAAAUAACUAUCUCAAAAAUAUUUUUGUAUUUCUUAUAUUUGUAACUAAAAUUAUUUGAGGAUCCGCCUACUUCUGAACAUUCUGACUUGUAACAAAACAAUAGUCGUCAUGGUUUGCGCGUGAAUGAAUGAUGCAAUGUAACUCUACAACGUUUCUUGAUGUGACAAAAUAUUGUUGUGGCCUUAAAGAAAAGGCGUAAAUUCCUUUGAACGAUUUUCCAACGAAGUACAGUCACAAACCAAGAACUGGUACAUUGUUUUGGAUUAGGAAAGUUGACCAUCUUGAACACAAUCAGCGCUUUAGGGAAGGGAAAUAAAGAAUUCACCGACAAUUCAUAAUCGUUCGAUCGUUUCUGGCUUAUCGUACGUAUUUGGAAUGUGAAGGUUUAAUUUAUUAAUUUUAAUGUCGAAGAACAUUAAGUAUGUAUUAAAAACUGCUUUCUAUUUCUACAUAAAUGUAAUAACUACGGUAAUUAAUCCUCGCCAUCCGUUUCGUGUUGGCAAAUUUAGUAGAGCUCUAUCUGAAGUAAAUGAUGAAUAUAACAAUAACUAUCUUUACCUUGCAGAAGCUGAAACCUACUAGGCAUCGUAACCAUAUACAGUUUUUAAAAUUAACUCAUGUGGUAGAACUAAAUUCAUCCCUGAAUCUGAGCUUUUGCUCCUCCAUCCGUGCGAGAGAAUGACCGGAGAUAACUCAGCCGGUUAUCGUAAAAAUCGUUGUUAGUGCACUAGGUAGAUACACGAUAAUUUUCGAUAAAACGAUGAUUCAUUGUCAAACAAUCGCCUAAUCUUAACGUCAUCAGCUAAACUUACAGUAUGAGAUGGAAAUGGUGUCAAUGCAGACACAGCACGGACUCCACCGGGCCGCAGUGCCGCAGUGUCGGGGCACGGCGCGCCCCACGCAGGAACUUUGGUCAUUUAUGGUUUCGUCUGAACCUAACGUUAACCCUUUACUGUUGUUGUUGAUAAAUUGUUAGUUUUUUAAGUGUUGCGCCCCAUUAACGUUAAAUUUGCAUAAUAAGACAAUAUAAAAUUUUUGGCGUGUUUUACUGCCCCAUAUUUACUUAUAAUAUAAAAUAUUCUCAUAAAAUUUGAACGCAGACGUGGCAAAGCCAUAAAACGAAUUGUAACAUUUUUUAUCAAAAAAUUUUGCUCGUCUAAAAAUUUUUGGAAACUACAUUGAAAACGAGAUUCAACAUUUUUAAACUUAUGAAAAUCGUAAAUUAAUUGAUUAAAAUUAAGAAUUAGGCGUUGAUUUAUUUUAAAUACGUAGUAAAUUGGAAAAGCAAUUCGUUAGGAGUAAAUGACAAUUUCGGUCAUGGAGAGGUGUGUGAAAUUGUAAUAAAAAGAUUAAAAUAGUGUAAGUUAAAAUAUGAUGUUAAAAUAUGAUGAUUGUUGAGACGAGCGCAGCGCGUUACUACAACGUAAAUCUUUCGGCGAGUUUUAUCAGGAGGACAUGUAAUCUAUUUACUUCACGUCUAUGUUUACGACAAGUUAUCCAUGUGUUAGUGCAGUAGUAGAUGAUGUAGUUUGUGUAAUACAUUUUAACUUUGAAAUUAUAGCACGAUUAUAACGUUUUCAGUCGCCCGGAGUCGCCUCGGCGGCGCGUAAUGCACUUACCUUGGAGAGCACUUAUCUUUACGUGUUAAUCAUUGCCAAAUACUUAUAUAGUUUCUACCUAUAUCUAUACUCUCCCUACGACAGGGGAUACUUACAUGUCUCACACUAUCCAUCCUGUUUCUCAUAAUAUUAUGAGGUACUGUCACAUGCAUAAAUAUGGAUACAUUCAGCAAAGCUUAUGCAAAAUAUUGUCUCCAACAACUACAUGACGCUAAAAUGUUACGGUAAGCAACUGGACAUAGUUUCACAUAACAUCUCUCGUAUGUAUUGUACUGGUGUAAGCCAGCUACUGAAAUCUUACUAUAUAACUGUAAACAUAUUUGCCCACGUGACUGGACCGACACAUAUUUUUUGGAGAACUUUUGGAUAUUUCCGUUUAGCGAUUCUCAACAUAACGUAGUUGUUAAGAGUCUAUUUAUCGUGUAAGUAACUUACCUACAGCUUUAUACGAAGUAAAUUGUUAUCUUUUGCUUAUAAAAUAAACUAAACUUCUUAUGAUAUAUGUAAUGGAUUUCUAUAUUACGACUAAUAUGAAGGUUUGGACUUUCGCGUUUCGUAACCUUUCUGCUAUAUAUGGGAUGGCGUUGUCCGUUUAACGUUUGAAACAUUAGGUGGUACGGUAAGGUUAAAUUGGUAGUUUUGGAUCACGUGUCAAUUUGUGUCUUUCAACAGUGUUUGUAGACGUUAAGAUGCGUUUUUCAAACGAAUUAGUGUAGGGACAUUGUCGCGGGCUGUGCAUUUCGUAUAGGUUAAGUAGCGAUCUCAAGUUGGACUGUUGAAAAUGUAUCUUACUACUGCAACACUCAUUUUGUUAAUUUAAUAAUAAUUUGUAUUUGUUUUACUAGUUUCUUUCUCCAAUAUUAAAGAAAUUCCUAAGUGGUAUCCUAUCUUGUAUUUGUCACUUACCUUUAAUAGAGUUACCUUCUGAGAUACCACUGAGGCUGAAAUUUGGCUAAAAUUUGAUCCAUAGUAUCUAAAGUUUCUUUCUUGUUAUCAAUUUUACUUAUUGAUUUGGUUAACUUAAAGCUGUAAGCGAGACAAGGACAAGCAGAAUGAUAAUAAUUUCCUCACAGAUAAAUCUGUGCAUCUCACUUAUUGGAAUAAUCAUACAGGUACCUACUUACCUUCUCACAUUAAAACUCGAGACCUUUGGACUGACCGGGCCUGUGCGUAUAAACCUGUAUCUAUAAACUUUCCAUUACCUAUGGUAAAAUAUGACUAUCCUAUAGGUAGGUACCUAAGCUAAAAUUUUAAUAAUCGUAUUAAAUAUUCAUACAUUACUAUGACAUAAUAAUAUCUGUACGUUAUAUAGAAAUAGUAUUUUUCUGUAGCUAUUUUCUGCUCCGAUUGCAUAACUUUUUUACUGCUUGAUACUUCAAUCUUCUGUACUGGCUUCUUGGGGAACAGGUAGGUAUACGCCUUGCAUGAACUAGGUGGAACUAGGUCGCCGACUCUCAAUAACUAAUACUAACUUAAGUAAAGCUUUUACCAACAAUCAUAGGGAUAAAUCAUAGAGAUAACAUCAAGUUAGGUCUUUACCCUUACGACAUGUAUUGAUGUAUAACGUAUAAAGUCGAGCAAAACCUAUUUACAUUUAGAUCGAGCACGGUAACUGUAUCACAUAAUUAGAAAUGUUUAACAAAUCUUUUGACUAUAUUAUAAUACUCCAAAAAUCUAUUUUAUUUACCUAUAUUCGUUUUCAUUUACAUCUAGAACCUAGGUACCUAUGUAAAAUUUAUUUUUAUAACGAAGGCGCCUAAUUGAAAUUACUUGUGCCUGGCUAAGAGAGAAGUAAUUAAAUAAAAGUACCUAGGCAUUAUAGAUCACUAUUCUAUCACAGAGGAGCUUAGGUACACAUUUUGGUACCCAAACACCUCAUCUAUCGUUUGUAACGUAUUUAAAACCUAGUGCCAUGUUGAAAAUGUAAUCGUUUCUUCGUAUUUAAAGGGAACCAUCAGAUGUAUUUUCUGGAACAUUAAAAUUGUUGGCAGGCUAUAACGAUUCUGAAUACGAAUUUUAAUAUAAUUUAAUAAUGGUUACUAAACAUUUCUCUCUAUCUUGUAAAUCUAACCUUUUAGUUCGAAUAACAAACGUGAAAUUGUUUAUUUGAUUUCUUAAUGGCGACGAGCUGACUGAAAUUAUGAAGUUAAGAUCUCUAAGAAUGUUAUAUAACAUGUUAUAUUCAACAAGUUUCAAGAAAUUUGUAUGUACUUACUUAAUCUGAAAUUCAGCAGAGCAGUCGUCAUCCACCGAUUUGUAAUCAUACCUACUUAUACCUGAUAAUACCUACUUAUUCUCUUUAUCUGUAAAUAGUAAUUUAUUAUUCGCCUACUUUCAUAGAUAUUAUAAUAAUAUUCACUUUUAAUAAUAAUGAUUAAUAAUAAACGAAUUGAAAUUAAA